UUAAGGCAGCUUGUAAAAUCACUCGAUUCUAUUUUAUUUCCCCCCCCUCCCCAAAGCAUUUGUGUGAGCUGGUGCCGCUGUGGGGCAGAGGCAUUCCGCUGUUCCCAUUAAAGUGAUACUUCAGUGUUUCUGAAUAACAAAAUGAUCAUUUGUAAAUCUGAGCGCUCAGAGCAGAGAACUGCCCUGCUGGAUCCGCGCUGAGCGGUGUAACACGCUGUUCCUUUUGCUACAAGGUUAUCACAGAGAAUUGUUUGAAGGUGCAUCCGAAUGUCACCCAAGAGAACAAGUCUCGGGGCUGCUGCUCCUCAGUUCCAGCCACGUUCUUCACGUAGUAGAAGUAAGUUAAAGCAAUUCCCAGCGGGACCCAAUGGCCUCUAUUCAGUUUCAUAUAAAUUCAGUUCAGAUGCAGCUGACUGCAAACAUGUGUCCACUCCUGACUCCAUGCAUUGCUUUAAAGUGAGAACUCAGGGCUGAGCAGAGGUUGGAAUCAUGGCAGCCUUAUUCUGGGAUCUGCUGCCCCCAGAACUGAACCAUCCCAUGGCAGGGAGGGAUGUGAAGCAUGAAGUGCUGUGUUCUGUCGGGCAUAACAGGAACACGCCUUGUCCUCAGUGUGUGGGUCUCAAGGCCUGUUUACACAAAGGGAUGCUGAAGAAUUAUUACCUUUUGUUCAGGCAGUAUUUUAUUACAUGCAGUUCCAUUAUAGCUCAGCCCUUUCCCCUGCAGGCUUGCUGCAGCACAAUGUAUUUUCUCAUCCGAGCUCUCACUUCUCUCCAAAACGAGGGUCCUGGUGCUCUCCUGCAGGGAAUCAAGGUGCUGGUGGUGGCACACAGCAUCCCCAGACGGCUGUUCCCAGAGUGGAACGUGGCGGUGGUGCCAUCUCCUGUAACACAUCCAGAGGACUCCACACAAUCACAGCCUAUAGAGGAGGUGGUGGCAGAGUGUCUUACAUUCCUGGUCAGCGCAGCAGAAUAUGUGCUGAAAUCCACUGAGGAUGACAGUGAAGCCAGCAGUGACACUCUGUGCACUCUCAGUCCUGAGCUGCUCAUCCCAGCAGGGUCUAUUGGCUUCUUGUGUAAAGCUGAAGAAUGUGAAAGUCCUGUAGAUUUUGUGAGCAUGUAUUUGAGUCCUGUGCAGCCUGCCCUGGAUUCAGGUACGUUGUGUGCGAUUUGGGAACACAGUGGGAUUUGUAGGUUAUGUUUGUUAUAUAGGUUAUAUAGCGAGCUAUAUGACGAUUGCUGUUCCUUGCUCUCCUUUCGUUCACAGAAGCUGUAUGGCCCGUUCCCUUGCACUUAUCUCCCUGAUGCAACGUGUUCCCAGUGGAGCAGGACUCUCAUGGCUCACACACACACACACACACAGAUGCCGGGCUUCCAUUGCAGCCCAUCAGUCAGGAGGAGCCUGAGUCAGUGGAGGUCUUGUAUUGCAGCUCAUGUCCUGCCCAUUUUCCCCCAGUGCUUAAUAAUAAAUUGACACCAGUGAUUUCA
Messenger RNA from Coturnix japonica (Japanese quail), 1484 nucleotides. The record is from RefSeq and is a predicted model, not a curated record. Lineage: Eukaryota; Metazoa; Chordata; Aves; Galliformes; Phasianidae.